Messenger RNA from Dendronephthya gigantea, 3650 nucleotides. RefSeq lists its product as uncharacterized. Lineage: Eukaryota; Metazoa; Cnidaria; Anthozoa; Malacalcyonacea; Nephtheidae. The transcript is spliced from 11 exons. Bases 208 to 3252 code for a protein of 1014 amino acids. The record is from RefSeq and is a predicted model, not a curated record.
GAUAGUUCUAAACCCCAACUUGAAAUGUCUUCGCAAUUGGUUUUCUCGUUAGAACCAAGUCCUCCCCACGAACACCGAACGUUGUAGCAGAAUUUUUGACAGAUACGGGGGCAAAUUAACAAAAUAACCGUUUCUAAAUAUUUAAAAAAGGUUCGAAGUGACUUCGAAAUUAGGUAAAUCAAGUAUUUAAAAAUUUACCGACUGCGAAUGGCUGUGAAACCCUUCUCGAACGAUCAAUUGAACUUCUUUAAGUUUUCUCAACUCGUUCUUGAUGAGUUCCCUAAAGCCUUGCGUCAAACUUUUAUCUCCAUGUGGGACAGCAAGGUUGGUAAAAGCCCAGGUUUUAUUCUCUGGGAUGAUAGCAUUAUUGUCCGCAAUUUGCUACUUACAUCUGAAGGUGGUAAAACCGAAAUACCAACCACAAAAUCCAUUCAGGAUUGGGACUGUACAGCUUUAUUUAAAGCAACAAUUUUUGCCAAAACAUUCGGCGUUCCAAGAAAGGGGAAAAGUUUAACUUUAAAUGAUUUAUAUUUGAAAGUCAAACCAGUUUCAGGCUCUUUUCAUAAAUCAGUUGUAAGUUUAACGAAAAACAAGGAUGAGACAUAUGCUUUAGCAAUUGAUCAAAUGCGACUGUUGAGAAACAGACUUUGCCAUUCAUCCGAAGCGGAGAUUAACAAGGCUGAUUUUGAUCAUUAUGUAUUGUUAAUAAAAGACGCUCUAACAGCACUUUCCGUUAAUACUGCUUUUGUUGAUGAUAUUGAAACGAUGAAGGAGGAGGAUUUUCCUACAGAAAAGGUUCAACAAUUAUACGAAUGUCGUAUGAAAGAGUUACAAGCCAUCAGUAUGUUUCAUGAGAAUGUGGAAAAGGAAUUAUCCACGAUAAAUGAACAGAUAGGAAAAAUGACGAUAGAUGUGCAACAGAAAUUAUCUUCGUUUGUUGAAAAAACUGAGCAAAAUGGGAAUCUGAAGAAAGAGUUAUCUUCGAUUAAAGAACAAACUGAUAAACUUGAGAACAUGGAUCAGAAAUUAUCCUCUAUGGAAGAACAGACAGAGAAAAUGGAGAAUGUGGAGCAGACACUAUCUGAAAUUCUUGCGACGAUAAAAAGAAAUUUAGAAGACAAGAAUAAUGUACCAGCAAAUCCAUCUAUGAUAGGAUCGAGGUUUGGAAAUGUUGGCCACGAGGUUGAUGUGAAACAAACAAACCACUUGAAUGCCGGAGAUGAGGUUAUCUCUCUGUACGGUUCCUGGGCCUACUUCACGGCGACUGUUGUAUCAUUUGAUGUCGAUAAUUUAAUGUAUACUAUCAAUUGGGAUGACGGUCACCAAUCAAGAAGAGUUCAGAAAUAUUUUAAUGUUGCCCUAAAUAAAACUCCUGGUGAGAGCGAGAUUGAUAUUAAUACAUUGGUUCUUUUUCCUCAGGGCGAAUAUGCCGGUACUGAUGGGAGCAAUCUCGGUGGUAUCAGAUAUCACCAGGGUCGCGUAACCCAGAUAUAUGAAGAUCCUCUCGGUGUGAAAAAGUACGAUGGCGUACAUACGAAAGGGGCAAGUGAUGGUAAAUGGAUCACAUAUAAUGGUUACAGCUAUGAAUUCAACGGACUAACCAGAAACGAUCUGCGCCUAACCCUUGAUAUCUCAGAUAUACUGUUAAUACUGAAGACCCAAUGGAUGUCAAAAAACUACAGUAAUGAAGUGAGUCACGGCAGAAUGACCAAGAAUAAUGGUGAAUCCGUGUACGAUGUGUUUUUAGUACAUAGUAAGCUUAACCACAAACCGACCCUUGAAAAUUGCAAGGAUGAAGCAAGUGAAACUGCUGAGAUUGUGCCAAAGGUUGCCGAGACUAUUUUUGACACCGAUUCAAAAUCUAGAGUUGCGCAUGCUGUGCAAACAAAAUAUUUGAAACCUGGAGACAAAGCUUUAAUCAUGUGGGGAGCCUUUUCUUACUUUCCUGCCACUAUUGUAUCAUUUGAUGCUGGCACUUUGGCAUACACUGUCAAUUGGGAUGACGGUGACCCAUCAGAUAGACUCCAGAACUAUCGUAAUGUUGCUUUGAGUAAAACUCCUCAUGAUAAUGAGAUAACAGUUGGAACUUUGGUUCUGUUUCCUCAGGGCCACUAUCACUCCGCAGCAGGUAACAAUAUCAUGGGUACUAUAUAUCACCCGGGUCGCAUUACACGGAUUUAUCGAGACUUUGAAGGCGUAAAAAAAUACGAUGGAGUGCAUACGAAAGGGACAAAUGAUUGUAAAUGGGUGACCUAUAUUGGAUACAACUAUGAAUUUAAGGGACUCGUCACAAGUGAUCUACGUGUAUUCCCAGAUGCUCAAGUGGUUGAAGCAGAGAUACCGGCUGAGAUUGAACCAAAUAUUGAGGCCAUUUCUAACGCGGAUACUAGCGGUAUUAUGCAGCAAGCAAGAUAUUUGAAAGCUGGUGACAAAGCUUUAAUCAUGUGGGGAGCCUUUUCGUACUAUCCUGCCACUAUUGUAUCAUUUGAUUUUAAUACUUUGGCAUAUACCGUCAGUUGGGAUGACGGUGACCCGUCAGAUAGAGUCCAAAACUAUCUUAAUGUUUCUUCAAAUACAACUCCUAAUGAUGACGAGAUUAAAGUUGGAACUCUGGUUCUUUUUCCUCAGGGUCAAUAUACCUCUGCUGCGGGGAACGGUAUUUCUGGUACCAUAUAUCACCCGGGACGCAUUGCACGAGUUUAUGAAGAGCCUCAAGGCGUGAAAAAGUACGAUGGAGUGCAUACGAAAGGAAUAUAUGAUGGUAAAUGGCUGACCUAUAGGGGAUACAGUUAUGAAUUCAGGGGACUAACAAGAAACGAUUUACGCGUGUUCCCAAAUGCUGGUGUGGGCAAAGCAGGGACUGUAGCUGAGGUUAAACCAAAGAUUAAGGCUAUUUCUGGCGCAGAUUCAGGAGCUGAAAUUAAACCAGGGAUUGAGGCUAUAUCCGAUACAGAUUUAACGGUUGGUGUGGAUCGAACAGCAUAUUUGAAACCAGGAGACAAAGCUAUAAUCCUGUGGGGAGCCUUUUCCUACUAUCCUGCCACUAUUGUAUCAUUUGAUGUCAAUACUUUGGCGUAUACUGUCAAUUGGGAUGACGGUGACCCGUCAGAUAGAGUCCAGAACUAUCGUAAUGUUGCUUUAAAAAGAGCUCCUGAUGAUAACGAGAUUUUAGUUGGAACGUUGGUUCUUUUUCCUCAGGGUGGAUACAUGUCGGCUGCAGGGAACUAUAUCGUAGGUAACAUUUAUCAUUAGGGUCGCAUUACGCGAGUUUAUGAAGAACCCCAUGGCGUGAAAAAAUACGAUGGUGUACACACAAAAUGUGCUCGUGAUGGUAAAUGGGUGACUUAUUGGGGAUACAGUCAUGAAUUUAAAGGGCUUAGUAAAAGUCAUCUAUGCACAUUCCCAUUUUAAUCACCAUGAAAAACUGGCAAAAGAAAAGGCAAGAGCCAAGAUUAACUCACUGAGCUGCUUGUCAAAUUGGAGAUGAAAUGAAUUUUAGAGAAAAGUUCGAAAUCCUAUUGAUAUUACUGUUUUUAAAUGAACAAUGAUUUACGUGAAAAUCGUAACAGAAUAAUCUUUAGUUGCAUCAUUGAUUUCGUGAUUAACAAUUGGUGAUUAGGCGUCAAUUAAACGCUUCAACAACUGGAAAU